UUACUGCUCUGCUCUUUCUCUGACCAGCUGUAAGGGAGCAUCUUUGUGCAGCUUUAGAAGGGAUCCAUCAUCUAUAAUUGGACAACAUGGCAGACAAAGACACUGCAGAGAAGUUCCUUGACAACAACCCACAGUUUGCAAAGGAGUACUAUGAGAAGAAAAUCAAAGCAGAUGUGAUCACUGCUGCCUUCAACAACCAGGUCCAGUUGAAAGAUCCGGCCUCUUACAAGGAAGUCUCCACCAUUCAGGAGGCCGAGUUCAUCUUUGAUCUGUUAAAAGAGCUGCAGGGCGACAACAUGAUGGAAAAAGCUCUGCAUAAAGUUCUCCAGAGGAUUGCUAUGCUGAUCCAGGCUGAUCGGGUCAGCUUCUUCGGCUGCAGGGCUCGCAACGGAGUACCCGAGCUGUCCACUGUCCUCUUUGAUGUGACACACAAUUCUCCAUUUGAGAAAAAUUUUGUGAACCCAAAUGUAGAGAUUGUCUUUCCCACUGACAUGGGGAUUGUUGGUUGGACGGCUCACUCUAAGAAGCCUCAGAAUAUCGCCGAUGUUAAGAAGGAUUCUCACUUCAGCGACUUUGUGGACAAACAGACCAAAUACACCACCAAAUGCAUGCUCACUUCUCCCAUCAUGUAUCAAAAGGAACCCAUCGGCGUCAUCAUGGCACUCAACAAACAAGGUGCAGAGUCAUUUUCAAAGAGCGACCAAGAGCUCUUCACUAAAUAUAUGAACUUUGCUAAUGUGGUCCUUCUCCAAGCCCACACUGCUUACAUGUGGGAUGUAGAGUCAAGGAGAAGCCAGGUGUUGCUGUGGUCAGCCAGCAAAGUGUUUGAAGAGUUGACGGACAUUGAGAGGCAGUUUCACAAAGCUUUGUACACAGUGAGGGUGUACAUCAAGUGUGAGAGGUACUCUGUGGGACUCCUGGACAUGACCAAAGAAAAGGAGUUCUUUGAUGAAUGGCCAAUCAAACUAGGAGAUCAGGAGCCAUACAAAGGCCCCAAGACACCUGAUGGCAGAGAAAUCAGCUUCUACAAGAUUAUUGACUACUUGCUGGAAGACAAAGAGGAGAUUAAAGUUAUCCCCGGUCCUCCAGCCGAUCACUGGGCUCUGGUCAGCGGACUCCCUUCAUAUGUCGCUGAGAAUGGAUUUAUCUGCAACAUGAUGAAUGCUGCAGGAGAUGACUACUUCCAGUUUCAGAAAGAAGCAGUGGAUGAGACCGGAUGGACGAUUAAAAAUGUCCUCUCCCUUCCGAUUGUGAACAAGAAGGAAGAAAUUGUUGGCGUUGCCACUUUCUUUAACAGAAAAGAUGGCAAACCGUUUGAUGAGAACGAUGAACAAAUCACAGAAGCUCUGACUCAGUUCCUCGGCUGGUCCACACUGAACAGCGACACAUACGACAAACUGAACCAGACUGAAUGGAGGAAAGAAAUCGCCCAGGAGAUGCUCAUGUACCAGACAAAGGCCACACUAACUGAAGUGCAGAGCAUCCUGAACACUGAAGACAAGUUUGGCUCUGUACCAGAAGACUGUGACCAGAAAGAGAUGUACAAGCUGCUGAGAACCACCAUCCCAGAGGCCAAGGACGUCGAGCUGCGCGAGUUCCGCUUCAGCGACUUCCCCCUGUCAGAGCUUGAACUCAUCAAGUGCGGCAUCCGCUGCUUCUUUGAGCUCGGGGUGGUGGAGAAAUUCAAAGUCCCAGCUGAGAUCCUGACACGAUGGAUGUACACGGUCCGCCGGGGAUACCGUGACAUCACCUACCACAACUGGAGGCAUGGCUUCAAUGUUGGACAAACCAUGUUCUGCCUGCUGCUAACGGGUAAGCUGAAGAAGUACUACACUGACCUUGACGCCUUUGCCAUGGUGGCUGCUGGAUUCUGCCAUGAUAUUGACCACAGAGGAACCAACAAUCUCUACCAGACAAAGAGUUUAGCCCCACUGGCAAAACUGCACAGCUCCUCAAUUAUGGAGCGCCACCAUCUUGAGUACAGUAAGACGCUGAUGGAGGAUGAGAACCUGAACAUCUUCAUAAACCUCCAGAAGCGUCAGUUUGAGACGGUGCAGCAUCUGUUUGAAGUUUGCAUUAUCGCCACUGAUCUUGCUCUCUACUUCAAGAAAAGAACAAUGUUCCAAAAAAUAGUGGAAAGUAUGGAAGCAAUUCCAGACGAGAAAGAGAAGAUAAACUAUGUCUCCACCAAUCCAACCAGGAAGGAGAUUAUCAUGGCAAUGAUGAUGACAGCCUGCGAUCUGUCAGCCAUUACAAAGCCAUGGGAAGUUCAGAGCAAGGUUGCUCUUAUGGUGGCAGCUGAAUUCUGGGAGCAAGGAGACCUGGAGAGGACAGUGCUUGAGCAGCAGCCUAUUCCAAUGAUGGACAGAAAUCACGCUGCUGAGCUGCCCAAGAUGCAGUGCGGAUUUAUUGACUUUGUCUGCACUUUUGUAUACAAGGAGUUCUCCCGCUUCCAUACAGAGAUCACCCCCAUGUUUGACGGGCUGACCAUCAACAGGGGAGAGUGGAGAGCUCUUGCAGACGUCCAUGAGGCCAAGAUGAAGGCUAUUGAAGACGAGAAGAAGAAGCUGGAAGGUGGAGAUGAACAAGCUGCAGAGGGGAAAUCAAAGACAUGUGUUAUCUGCUAGACCUCACGGACUGUCAAAGGAUUUACAAGUGGUUGGCUGGAUGUGUAUUUGUGUGGUGUGUGGAAUUGCAUGAGCAUGAUGAGGAAAUUCAAAUGUGCAAAAGUACCCAAAAUAUUUUUAUAUGCUGUGUUAGAACAUCCAUCCUCUUUUACAAAAAGCUGUUUCAAAUCACCAAUCCUAUAACUAUAGGAUCCCCCAGUUCAGAUUAUACUUGUAUAUACCUACAGAAUUUUAAAAACACAACAUGUGUGUAUAUUACUAUACAUAUUUUUACUGAAAAUAAUUUAAGGAUAUUUAGCUCACUUUGCUUUUGGACGUUGUGUGAAUAUGAAAUAUUAGGCUGCAAUAAGAUGCAGUCAGGGCGAUUAAAUCUGAAUAUUUUGGGGUUGUAAAUUUAAAAGAGAAAUGUUCCUACUUUUGUUGAAAAAUGACAUAAUUAACCAAAUUACAAGUUCUUCUCUCUCUCAUUGCAAGAGGUUGAUUUGAACCAUAUGUCUCUGGCAACCUCGCUGAGAGAUGUAAGAAGAUUUGACUGAAUUGGAUUUGGUUAUAAGCCCCCUGGAGCCCCCAGGCUUUCUUUUUUUAAGUCCCCUGCUUACAUAAAGUAAAAAUACUUCCGCCCUGCUCAUAAGUCAAAGUGUGCAGAGUGCAUGCAGCGUUAACAGCCAGGAAGGUGUCAUGAGGAAUCACUGCAGGGGGUGCAUGCAGUUUGGAAAUCGAUAUAUGUUGUGAUUUCCUGGGAGCAGAUAGAUUGUACAGAACAUAUUGUAUUUUAUUUCUGAUGAUGAAAGGGUUUCUGUAAUUUGAACAGGACAUUACACAUUGGAAUACUAGCUUUGUGAAUAAAUGUGACUAUCAAACAUGUGUAGCUAUUAAUACACAGUUAUAUGUGCAAUAGCAUCAUGUAUGAGUUAUGAAAAUGUCAAUAAAGUUUAUUUUCCAAUCA
Molecule: messenger RNA, 3573 nt
Organism: Notolabrus celidotus (New Zealand spotty)
Lineage: Eukaryota; Metazoa; Chordata; Actinopteri; Labriformes; Labridae
Product: cone cGMP-specific 3',5'-cyclic phosphodiesterase subunit alpha'-like
Exons: 22
Coding region: 87-2627 (846 amino acids)
Biological process (GO): visual perception; signal transduction
Molecular function (GO): 3',5'-cyclic-nucleotide phosphodiesterase activity; protein binding
Source: RefSeq, a predicted model, not a curated record